AUGACCUCGAUCGAUCGUUUCCUUUCCCUUAUCCGGCUGGCGAUUUGUCGUGUUACAGUGGGCAAGGUGAUGGCCAAAGACGAAGCGGCUGGAGCCGGAGGCGCGGUCGCGGCCGCCGCGGUCGCCGCUGUCGAGAAGCAUUUCGCGAUGCACGGGAUUUACGGGAUACCGCCGAGUGCCGGCGCGAUGCCUCCGUCGCCGCAGACUCAACGACCGAUCAAGCACUCCGGUUCUCGAGAGGAGGCCACGCAGGACGAACAGGAUUACCUGUCCACGCCGCACAGUAAGUACAGGCCAGGCGCGUCGAUCGAAGAUAGUGCUCGAUGGAAAGCGAUGUCGAACUCCGAGAAGCAGCCGUACUACGAGGAGCAGUCGCGGCUGUCGAAGCUGCACAUGGAGAAGCAUCCGGACUACAGGUACAGGCCGCGGCCGAAGCGUACCUGCAUCGUGGACGGGAAGAAGAUGCGCAUCUCCGAAUACAAGUCGCUGAUGCGGCAACGGCGGCAGGAAAUGAGGCAGCUCUGGUGUCGUGACAGCGGGCCAGAGAUGAGCUUCCUGUCGCCGGUGGGCUCGGACCUGAGCACGCAACACCAUCCUGGGACGGGGGCCGGGCCGUCGGCAAGGCCUAGCGUGUCGCCGCCGGCCACCAUGUUGAACGGCGGCGCGGCUGGCCCCAGUUCCGAUCAUCCGUCGUUCUAUUACCCGCAAGACAGUUUGUCGCCCACGGACAUGAUGAACUUCUCGCCGGAAAACUCCGGCUCGAUCGGUGGCUAUGACGCCAGCCCGCGGCACCACGACGAGGAUUGA
Molecule: messenger RNA, 807 nt
Organism: Heterotrigona itama
Lineage: Eukaryota; Metazoa; Arthropoda; Insecta; Hymenoptera; Apidae
Source: the annotation of a GenBank genome assembly